CUAACCACGAAACUUCGCACUAGAAUAACGAUAUUACCCCUCUUUCACCAUACACCCAAUGUCAGCACUCCCGUAAUUUCCACCACUCUCGACGUCUAAAAUCGUCCAACCACAUAUUCCCCAACUUGGAAAGUGACAAUUUCCCUGCUCCCCGAUUCAGCUUAUAAAUACCAGUCCCCAAAAAUGGAGUUCUUCCCAGUACGGAUCUCAAAAACUUUUCUAUUUUUCUUUCCCUAAUUUUUCAUUUUUCCCAGUGAAGAAGGAAAAAUUUCUCUCAGGAAACUGUGAUUCGAUCUCUUUGUGUAGCGUUUGAUUUGCUUGCUCGGAAGAAAUGGCGACGGCGAUUCUGUCCCCUCGUGAUUGCCUGCAAGGUCGGUUCCGCCGCGAAGCAUUCACCCUGCGAUCUCCUGCUUCGCGCGCGGCGUCGUCAAGGGAUGCGGUUGCGAACCCUAAGGCCGACGCUCGCAGGCGGAAGAGGAGCCCCAUGGGGAGCCAGAAGGAAAGGGCGGCUUCGCGAUCGCAGUCUCUGGUGGCGAAGCUUCCAGGGAAUAACCUCGUGAUGGGACAGGUGAAGAUAUUGAAGCGCGGGGAGUCGCUCGACUCUGUUACGGAGAGUGAGGAUGAGAAGAAGGGGAAGAGGGAGGAGGGCGAGGGGAAGAAGGUGGUGGAUCUUGGAUUGGGAUCGACGGAUCGGCUUGGGCCGGAGCCGGAGAUUGUUCAGAAGGAGAUUAGGGUGGAGGAGUUCAAUAAAGUUGGGGAUACGAUGUAUGCAGGUUCGGCGUUUUUCACCUCACCGCCUCCGAGUUCGCUUCCCGUGCCGGCCUUUCUGGGGAAAGGUGGGGUUGGGGAUGCUACUACUGGUCUUAGGCGAUUACUGGGGCUGAAUCUGGUUUAAUUUGAUGAUCAAUUGGAAGGUGAUGGAUCAAAAGAUGAUGAUGUGGUGGUGGCUGUUUCGCUGUUGAUGCUGCUUCUGCUGCUUCUGCUGCUGGCUUAAUGGUUUUCUGCUUUUGAUGCUGCUGCUGUCGUUGAUUGCUUGGCGACUAGAAGCUUGUGAUCUCUCCUUUAUUUUUUCAAGAGGAAGGCUGAUCAGAGCUCAAGCAAUUCGGUGGGAUGUGCCAUGUUGGCGAUGUGGAAUAUGAACUCAGAUUCUCCUCCAUGAAUGAUUGUAACAGGGGAAAGAUUAGACGAGUAGUUUUGCUUCAGCAAUCGUGGGGUUGGUUAGGAUGGUUCUGUAUUGUAAAUGUUGUCCUUACACGCAACUGUCUGUAACCUUUUGCUCUCUGUAGCGUCAGUGUUUCGAGGUUCUCUCUGUAACCUCAGUGUUUCGAGGUUGGGAUUCUGGGUUGUCUGCUUUCAUCCAUGUAGUAGCCUCUCUCUUAUACACCACUUAUGAAAUAAAAGUUUGAACCUUUG
Linum trigynum is the source of this 1413-nucleotide messenger RNA. Lineage: Eukaryota; Viridiplantae; Streptophyta; Magnoliopsida; Malpighiales; Linaceae. The record is from the annotation of a GenBank genome assembly.